AUGGCUGCUUCAGAAGGAUAUCCUCUUCUCUGUCUAGAGAACCCCCUCCUGGAGAAGUAUGGCGUCAAAGCCAACGAUGCAAUUCUUGCUGAGGAGAAGCAUAUGGGUCUCUAUGAGGAUCUCUUGCAAAACUGCAAUGCAAAGCUAAUUGCCGGCGGUGCUGCGCAAAACACCGCCCGUGGUGCUCAGUAUAUUCUCCCUGAAAACUCAGUGGUCUACAUUGGAUGUGUAGGAAAAGAUAAAUAUGCAGACACUCUCAGAGAAGCUGGAGACAAGGCUGGGAUUCGGACAGAAUAUAGGAUAGAUGAUGUGCAACCGACGGGUCGUUGCGGUGUCAUUAUCACUGGCCACAAUCGUUCUCUUGUUACUCACUUGGCCGCCGCCAACGAGUACAAAUUAGACCAUCUCAAGCAACCUGAGAUCUGGUCUUUAGUCGAAAAGGCCAAGUUCUACUUCGUUGGUGGAUUCCACCUGACAGUCUGUGUGCCAGCUAUAAUGGCCCUUGCUGAAGAGGCGGCUGAGAAGAAUAAGACUUUUAUGCUUUCCCUGUCUGCGCCAUUCAUUCCCGCCUUUUUUAAAGAUCCUCUUGACCAAGUUCUUCCCUAUACUGAUUACGUUGUUGGAAACGAAUCAGAGGCGCUCGCCUUUUCUGAAUCUCACGGAUGGGGUAUUACUGACCUUGGUGAAAUUGCUAAGAAGAUGGCCAAUCUUCCCAAGAAGAAUGCUCAGCGCCCUAGAAUUAUUAUUAUCACUCACGGCACAGAGCCAACUAUCUCCGCUGUUGCCGAUGGGAACGGCGGUGCGGAACUGAAGACGACUCCUAUUAGGAAGAUCCCACAAGAUGAGAUCUAUGAUACUAACGGUGCUGGGCUAAUCAACGCUGCCAGUGACGCUUUCGCCGGUGGGUUCUGUGCCGGAGUGGUUCAAGGGAAGAGUCUUGACCAAUGCAUUGAUAUGGGCCAUUGGUUGGCGAACUUGAGCAUUAGGGAAUUGGGCCCACAAUAUCCUUUCCCUAAGAAGACUUAUACUGCGUAA
This is a messenger RNA of Uncinocarpus reesii 1704, 1035 nucleotides long. RefSeq lists its product as uncharacterized. Gene Ontology annotation, biological process: purine ribonucleoside salvage. The transcript has 6 exons. Gene Ontology annotation, cellular component: nucleus; cytosol. Gene Ontology annotation, molecular function: adenosine kinase activity. NCBI's taxonomy places the organism in Eukaryota, Fungi, Ascomycota, Eurotiomycetes, Onygenales, Onygenaceae. The record is from RefSeq and is a predicted model, not a curated record. Bases 1 to 1035 code for a protein of 344 amino acids.